This is a messenger RNA of Helobdella robusta, 852 nucleotides long. RefSeq lists its product as hypothetical. Gene Ontology annotation, biological process: phosphatidylinositol dephosphorylation; cell motility; negative regulation of cell population proliferation. Gene Ontology annotation, cellular component: nucleus; cell projection; plasma membrane. The transcript is spliced from 8 exons. Gene Ontology annotation, molecular function: protein tyrosine phosphatase activity; phosphatidylinositol-3,4,5-trisphosphate 3-phosphatase activity. The record is from RefSeq and is a predicted model, not a curated record. Lineage: Eukaryota; Metazoa; Annelida; Clitellata; Rhynchobdellida; Glossiphoniidae. The annotation marks the transcript as partial.
AUGGCUGUCGCAAAUAAAAUAAAAGGAAUCGUAAGCAAGAACAAGAGGAGGCUUCAGGAAGAUGGAUUUGAUCUUGAUUUGACUUACAUCUACCCUAAUAUCAUUGCUAUGGGCUUUCCGGCCGAGAACUUUGAAGGCGUUUACAGAAAUAACAUCCACGAUGUCGUCAGGUUUUUAGACAGCAAGCACAAAGACCAUUACAAAGUAUACAAUCUAUGUUCAGAGAGGAGCUACAACAAAAGCCGCUUCCACCACAGAGUGGAGUACUAUCCCUUCAACGACCACCAUCCACCUCCACUGGAAUUACUAAAACCUUUUUGUGAAGACGUCGACAAAUGGCUAUGCCAGCAUUGCCAGAAUGUAGCUGUGAUUCACUGCAAGGCUGGAAAGGGCCGGACAGGGGUCAUGGUAUGCUCAUACCUCUUACACAGGGAAAAGCAUAAGACCGCUGAGGAAGCUUUGAGUUAUUAUGGGGAAACGAGAACAAGGAAUAAAAAAGGAGUCACAAUUCCGAGUCAAAUUAGGUAUGUGAAGUACUAUGGACAUCUUGUGGCCAAUCAGCUGACCUACCAGCAAACUCCGCUCGUACUUAUGACCAUUAGGAUCCAGCCCAUUCCUAUUCUUAAUGGAGCUUCCUGUUCCCCCUACUUCGUCAUCUGCCAUCCCCACGUCAAGCACUACCAAUCUGAAGUUUUUGAGCACCUGAAGCGAGAGUACGUGCUGUUCGACCUGCCGCUAACCAGGCCCUCAAUUCUCUGCGGCGAUUUCAUGGUCGAAUUUUUCAACAAGAUCAAAAUGAUGAAACCCGAGAAGUUGUUUCACUUCUGGUUGAACACAUUCUUCAUAAGGGAU